Messenger RNA from Elgaria multicarinata webbii, 4002 nucleotides. It is a transcript of the gene RGS22, whose product is annotated as regulator of G protein signaling 22. The coding region runs from base 1 to 4002 and encodes 1333 amino acids. The record is from RefSeq and is a predicted model, not a curated record. Gene Ontology annotation, molecular function: G-protein alpha-subunit binding. Gene Ontology annotation, biological process: regulation of signal transduction. The transcript is spliced from 27 exons. NCBI's taxonomy places the organism in Eukaryota, Metazoa, Chordata, Lepidosauria, Squamata, Anguidae. Gene Ontology annotation, cellular component: cytoplasm; nucleus.
AUGCGAGAGAAGAAGCUCAGCACUGUGCCCCCCUGUAUAAGAGAAAAUGAGUUCGAAGAAUAUUUAGCAACCGAUGAUAUACUUGUAGACUUCUUCAAUGAAUUUUUGAGUCUUCCAACCUUUACAGAGCCAAUUAAAUUUAAUUCUGAUUUUGGCAUUUUUGAAGUUGCGACUGAUACCACAGAAUGUAUGGAAAAUCAGUUGAAAAAGAUGCUUCACAAACAAAAACCCCGGAACCCCAUUUAUGAUGUGACGAGGCAAGCGAAGCCAGAAAGUUCCAUUUCUAAAGACCUCAGCCCUCUUCCUCUUCCCCCUCUUUUAGGUUUUGACCCGAAUUAUGCAGCGAUGUGUCUGGACCGAGAGCAGGCCAUUGAGUGGAUUAAAAAGGAAAGAUUGCCAGCAUUUUUAGAGAGCGAUUGUUACUUUGAAUACAGGUUAGCUAAACUAAUAUCGCAGGUGGAGUGGAGCAAAACUGGUGUCAAUUUUGUUAUAGAUAAAAAAUAUUACCCUUGGUUCAGAAAAAGCCCACCACCUCCAGAUAUCCUGGAAGAAAAUGAAGAUGAUUUGAUUAUGAAAAAGUUCUACGUCUCUCUUGGCCAGGCUACUGUCACCCAGACACAGGAUUGGUUUACUCUAGCCAAGCAAAGUGAGCACAUGAUCACUACAGAUUCUAUUACACGUCCCCUGACAUCUUCCCAUGUUCAUUUUUCUAUCACAUCUUCAAAGUCAUCUUCAUAUCAAGAUUUCAGUUCUCAACAAGAGACGCUUAGUGUUUCUUCUACCAUUCUCAAUGCAAUUGUCUACAACAGUCGUUUACGACCAGAUUCCAAGAUUAAGAAGAAGCAUGGUCAAACUGGUAUUCCACUUCUUCAGAAGUUAGCAGCCAGAAGAAGCGUAGAUGAGGGCUAUUCUGUGUCAUUUCCUGAUACUCCUUCACGAACCAUGUUAAGAGCCUAUUUAGGGCCUGACUGGGAAGCUGCUUCUCAGGAAGGAAAGAGUGAAUACUUGGACCAAGGUCAAGAACUUGCAUCUUUUCAGACAGUAGAUGAGUUUUCAUUAGCCUAUGCUCAGUAUAUACUAAGAAACUCCAUUGCAAUACUCAGUGGACAUCCACCUGAACCCAACCCAACUGGCGUCAACUUCAGUAGAGUAUCAAGAGUGUUUAUAUUUGAGAUAGCUGAUAAUCCACCUUUCAUGGAGCCCCUCCUACAAGACCGUCCAUUCCUCGAAGAUGAUACAGUGGACAGGGGGAGUGAAAUUAGUACAAAAUCGGAGAAAGAUAAUACUGAGAGCAGGGCUGCCUGGUGUGUUAGCCACAAGACUUAUGACAUUGGUAGCAGGCAUGAAUUUGAAAGGUUCAAGAAAUUCAUCCGAGGAACUUUGGGAGAAAGAUACUGGUGGCUCUGGAUGGAUAUUGAAAGACUGAAGGUCCUGAAGGAUCCUAAAAGGCAGAAAAGACAGCUUGAUAGAAUGAAAAAAAUCUACCUAACGAGCAAUGGAGAUUUUUUCCUUACCUCGGAGGUUUUGCAGAAACUACACCUGAUGGAUGGUGAUCAGUGGAAUGUGUAUAACUUAAGACGCAUUCAACCUGAAGUAGUGAAACCUCUGCUUCUCUAUUGGGGUCCCCGAUUUUGUGUUACUCAUACCACUGCCAUACAGACUACAAGUACCAAGUUGAAAAUCUGGCAUUCUCGGCAACAGAAACCACGGAUGGAUGUGGAUCCUUUCCCACAGAUGGUGUCAUUGUUACCACUGAGAGCUAAAUCUUGUAUGCCAAAAAUAGCACAUACAAAUGAUCAGGGAGGUGAGAUCGGGUUACCACCCUCUCUGUCAAAAGGAACUGUGGUCAAUAUACAUUUCCAGAGGCCUCCCCGGCUAUUAUCAGCAGUCUUGCCACGGAGUCAAAGUGCUGUUCAGGAAGAUCGUGAUGCCUUAUUCAAUUUGGGAGAUAGUAACAGAAAUCGGCCAGCAACAGUGUGCAGCAAUGUGACAACAUUUACCGACAAAUUUGAUUAUCUGAAGCCACAGCUAGAUAGAAAGUACACCUAUGCAGAAAUGAUCCCAGGUAAAAUGUCCCCAGACAUUUCUGAACUAGGCAGUUCCAAGAUGGAAAGAAUGCUGCAGUCCCUUAACACAGAGAACAGAGCAGGGUACAUCUUCACUCAGUUCUGCGAGAUGUCAGGAAAUGAGAUGUGGAAGAACAGUGUGUAUUUCUGGUUUGACCUGCAGGAUUAUCAUCAACUUUUCUAUCAAGAAACCCUCCAUCCUUUCAAACUAUGCAAGCAAGCUCAAUUCCUUUAUGCCAAUUACAUUGCUCCUUCUGCUGCUAUGGAUAUUGGGCUACAACAGAGUACAAAAAAUGUGAUUCACCACCAAAUUGAUCCACCAUUUGAGGAUCUUUUUGACCCAGCAGAAGAACACAUCCUCACACUUCUCUUGGUACCAUGGAUGAAGAUGGUGGAACAAGACAGAGAUACUUAUGGGAAGGUGGAGCUGGUGGAAGAAACUCGACAGCUGGACUCAGUGUACUUUAGAAAGUUGCAGGCUUUGCAUGAAGAGAGAAUUUCCAAGAAGGGUGAGGUUUUGGCUGUUGAAAAAGACAAGGUCCCAUGGCAUCCUGAUUCGAUAGAACGCCCAAGUCAAGUCCUCUCCAAAGAAACUAUGUCAUACAGCAUUAAUGACUUGUUAAGCAACAGGCUGAAUUUGGAACAGUUCCGAUUCUUUCUUGAACAGCAGUCUGCAAGCACUGACCUCCUGUGCUGGAUAGACAUUGAACAGUUCAGGAGGAUGCUCCACAAAAAUAAAGAACAAAGAGAGAAAAAAGCUAAGGACAUUAAAAAUAAAUAUCUAAAUAAGAAAUACUUCUUUGGACCUGACAGCCCAGCUACAAAAGAGGAACAAGAGCAGAUAAUGAAAUUAGGUGGAGGCUGGGGACAGCUACUUCAUGAACAAGUUCUUCCUGUGAUCUUGCUAGAGAUCCAAAAACAUAUCCAGAUGAGACUAGAGAAAAAGUGGCUGCCACUAUUUUAUGCAAGCGAAGAGCCAGGGCCGCUAAAAAAACCAAAGCCACACCUACAAGAUGCAGCAGAAGAUAUCUUAAUUCAAAGACUUGAGAAGAAAACAGAGCCAUGGAAGACAAGCUAUCAUGUGGACAAUAAGUGGGUUUCUUCAUCUAGGGAAAUAAUUACUUUCCGCAAAGCCCUGUUGAAUCCCAUCACAGCCUUACAGUUUCAGCGCUUUGUGUCCCUGAAAGGAGAUUUACUGGAGAACGGAGUGAUCUUCUGGCAAGAGGUCCAGAAAUAUAAGGACAUGUGCCAUUCCCAUUGUGAUGAUGCCAUUAUCCAGAAUAAGAUCACAACCAUUAUCAACUGCUUCAUUAAUUCUGCCAUUCCACCGGCGAUUCAGAUCGACAUACCUGAGGAGCAAGCCCAGAAGAUUAUUGAACACAGGAGAGAGCUAGGCCCUUACGUGUUUAGAGAGGCACAGAUGACUGUUUUUGCUCUUCUGUUUAAAUUUUGGCCAAAAUUUUGUGAAUUCCGAGGCAAUUUGGCUGAUGAGAAGAUUUUGCCUCUUCUGGAAAAGCGAAAAGAAAAGAGGCUGCUGAAACUGAAAAGAGCAAGACAAGCAGAAGAGAAGGCACAAAUGAAGAAAUCUGUAACGUCUCAGAAGCCAGAUGGGGGUGUUGAGUCUAUAAUGAGUAAAAGUGAACUUUCGUUUACACCAAGCUUUUCUGGAUAUGGGCGACAGAUGUCCUGGACUUAUUCAAAGUACAUAGAAGCUCUCCAGCAGGAAAGAGUUCUCCUGAAGAUUCAAGAUGAUCUAGAUAAAAAAUCAAUAGCAUCAUCACAUUAUUCAGGUCUCUCAACCCUUUUCACACUGAAGAGUGAUCACCCAAAGGUCCCAGAAAAACCCGGUCGGCUAUCAACCUUCACAUCAGCGUUUGUAAAGCAACACCAUCCAUACCAACCCAAAGAGAAUGGAAGUAUGUCUCAAGGGAGUUAA